Molecule: messenger RNA, 1090 nt
Organism: Aspergillus pseudotamarii
Lineage: Eukaryota; Fungi; Ascomycota; Eurotiomycetes; Eurotiales; Aspergillaceae
Product: putative transcription initiation factor TFIID subunit 13
Exons: 2
Coding region: 51-866 (271 amino acids)
Biological process (GO): RNA polymerase II preinitiation complex assembly; transcription by RNA polymerase II
Cellular component (GO): transcription factor TFIID complex
Molecular function (GO): protein heterodimerization activity
Source: RefSeq, a predicted model, not a curated record
UACUAUCUUGUCUACACGUUCUGUCCAGUGAAUCAGAAAUUCUGCCUCUCAUGUCCAUCAACCUUCCUCACCGCCCUAGCCACCGUCCCAAUGUUAAACCGCCUACCAGUAGAGCUCGAAGGCUUCUGCCGCCUCCUCUACGUACAGUGCAGCGGACAUCUCCAGCUCCAUCCGGUCCACCUCGACAGCCAAGUUCUGGCCAUGUGUCGAGCCAGCUUGCCCCUCCCUGGCCGUUCAACCCUCAAGAGACAGCUCUAAUCCGCGCCGGUUAUCGCCCAGCAUUCAAACCCGACACCGCCAAGAACGCGGAUUCUACUGCCCCAGAAGCCGACUCUCGUAAGCACAAGAAGCGCACCAUGGCUGAACCAAGAGCCCGUGCCGCUAGGCACAAGGGUCAGAUGAACUUUGCUGCUGAAUUGCGUCUCCUCCUUCUCGCAUAUGGCGAUCCAAGCCCGCACCCGUCUUUCCCUUCGGAGCCUCUUCCCGAAACAGUUCGUGUGCUCGAUGAGAUUGUUACCGAUUUUGUCCUUGAGAUGUGCCACGGCGCAGCUCAGUAUGCCGCCUAUUCGCGCCGUCAGAAGAUCAAGGUGGACGACUUCCGAUUCGCGUUGCGCCGUGAUCCCAACAAGCUUGGUCGUGUCCAGGAGCUAUUGCGCAUGGAACGCGAGUUAAAGGAAGCUCGGAAGGCCUUCGAUCAGAAUGAUGACCAGGUUGGAAACUUGAAGGAUGCUAGCAAAAAGGAACUCGAAGAUUUGGGCGAAGGCACCGAUGGCAAGAAGAGCAAGGGAAAAGGAAAGAGAAAUGUUAGAAGGGACUCGGAUGCUACGGAGGACACGACGGUUUCGAAGAAGAGAAAGACUGGUUGACCCAGUUGCCGUUGACCCUGCUUCGCUACUUUCGAUGUCGUUCUAUUCUCCAACAUUAUUUUCGGGCGUUCUGGUUUAGGUUACGAAUAUUUAUUAAACAUAGGGGAUACCAUCUGUUGUUAUUCGAGAGGCGUUUAUUGGGGAAAUUUUUUCUAGCCUUUAGGUUGAGAGCUCAAGACAUUAGAUAUUAAGCGAUCCUUUCAGCAAGCCAUGCACUACUAAAU